Molecule: messenger RNA, 2892 nt
Organism: Phacochoerus africanus (Common warthog)
Lineage: Eukaryota; Metazoa; Chordata; Mammalia; Artiodactyla; Suidae
Gene: CIZ1
Product: CDKN1A interacting zinc finger protein 1
Exons: 17
Coding region: 186-2771 (861 amino acids)
Cellular component (GO): nucleus
Molecular function (GO): nucleic acid binding; zinc ion binding
Source: RefSeq, a predicted model, not a curated record
GAGCCUCCCGGCCUGUCCGGCCUGCCCUGCCGCUGGGGCCUACGCGACCGCGGCGAGAGUGCGGGGAGGAGGCCGUGCGAUUCUCGCCCUGGGAGGCAAGGGGCGCGGGCCGGGCACCGCUGGGGGGACGGCCGAAGACUUAGGGGCCCCUUGAACGGAGGCUGCGGGCUUCGCGGGCAGCCACCAUGUUCAACCAGCAGCAGCAGCAGCAGCUCCAGCAGUUCCAGCAGCAGCAGCAGCAGCUUCAGCAGCAACAGCUUCAGCAGCAGCAGCUGCAACAGCAGCAGUUGCUGCAGCUCCAGCAGCUGCUCCAGCAGUCCCCUCCGCAGGCUCCUCUGCCCAUGGCCGUCAGCCGGGGGCUCCCCCAGCAGCAACCACAGCAGCAGCUCCUGAAUCUCCAGGGCACCAGCUCCGCCUCCCUCCUCAACGGCUCUGUGCUGCAGAGAGCUUUGCUUCUGCAGCAGUUGCAAGGACUGGACCAGUUUGCAAUGCCACCAGCGACAUAUGAGAGUGCCGGUCUCACUGUGCCCACGGCAACAUUGGGUAACCUGCGCAGCUACAACCUGGCCGCCCCCAACCUGCCAGCCCCCAGCCUCACCCCCCCGCAGCUGGCUCCCCCAAAUCUGCAGCAGUUCUUUCCCCAGGCCACUCGGCAGUCCCUGCUGGGCCCUCCUCCUGUCGGGGUCCCCAUGAACCCCUCCCAGCUCAACCUUUCAGGGCGGAACCCCCAGAAACAGGCCCGGACCUCCUCCUCCACCACCCCCAAUCGCAAGGAUUCUUUUUCCCAGACAGUUCCUGUGGAGGGCAGAUCGGACCCCCCAGAGGGGUCUGAAGAAGCUGCAGAGCCCCGAACUGAUACACCCAAAGACCAAGAUGCUCCCUGCUGCCCUGACAGCAUCACUAAGGAGAAAUGCACCCCAGCACCUGAGCCUGAGUCUCGUGAGGCAUCUGAGCCACCAGCUAAAAAGUCCAAGAGCUCAGAGGAGCCCACAGAGAAGGGUCCCCCAGGGCAACUGCAGGCAAAGGUCCAGCUACAGACCCGGAUGACACAGACCCCUGAGCUGCUGCCUGAGCCCCUGGAAGCCCGAGUGCUGCCGCCAUUUCAGCCACGGGUUCUGCAAAUCCAAGCCCAGGUGCAGCCGCAGACCCAGCCACAGGCGCUACCGUUGAGUGCCCAGGUGCAGCCAAAGCUGCAGAAGCAGGCCCAGACACAGACCUCUCCAGAGCACUUAAGGCCGCAGCAGGUGCAGCUGCAGCUGCAGAAGGAGGCAGAGCCACAGAAACAGGUGCAGCCGCAGGUGCAUUCACAGUCCCCAAGGCAGGCACAGCCGGAACCGCAGAAGCAGGCACAGACACAGACAUCUCCGCAGAUCCCAACAGAAGAACAGCUAAGGAUCCGGCCACUGGAGCAGCCGCCAGAGCAAGCUCUAGUGCAGUUGCCAGUGCAGCCACCAGAGCCGGCCCAGAGACAUUCUCAGACCCAGCCACAGGUAUCGGUGCCGCCAUCAGAUAAAGCACCGGUUCCGGUUCACUCCACAGUGCUGGACACACCGCCCGAGAUGGUAGAAGCUGGAGCAGGCCUGGAGGAUGCCUCACCAGAGCCAGUGGGUGCCCAGGUCAGCGUGGAGGAGAGCCAGGCGGAGUUGACCGGUGGCCUGGAUGUGGGAGAAUGUGAAAAAAGAGCAAGAGAGAUGCUGGGGGUGUGGGGUGCCGGGGGCUCCCUGAAGGUCACCAUUCUGCAGAGCAGUGACAGCCGGGCCUUCAGCACUGUACCCCUCACCCCCGGGCCCCGGGCCAGCGACUCCACCUCGGCCACCCCUGCCGUAGCCAGCACGGCCUCUAAGCAGGCCCUUCAGUUCUUCUGCUACAUCUGCAAAGCCAACUGCAGCAGCCAGCAGGAGUUCCAGGACCACAUGUCGGGGGCCCAGCACCAGCAGCGGCUCGGAGAGAUCCAGCACAUGAGCCAAGCCUGCCUCCUGUCCCUGCUGCCUGUGCCCCGGGACGUCCUGGAGAGAGAAGACGAAGAGCCUCCGCCGAGGCGCUGGUGCAACACCUGCCAGCUCUACUACGUGGGGGACCUGAUCCAGCACCGCAGGACGCAGGACCACAAGAUCGCCAAACAGUCCCUGCGACCUUUCUGCACUGUUUGCAACCGCUACUUUAAGACCCCCCGCAAGUUUGUGGAACAUGUGAAGUCCCAGGGGCAUAAGGACAAAGCAAAGGAGCUGAAGAUGCUGGAGAAGGAGAUAGCUGGCCAAGACGAGGACCACUUCAUCACAGUGGACGCCGUGGGCUGCUUCGAGGGCGAUGAGGACGAGGAGGAGGAAGAUGAUGACGAAGACGACAUCGAGGUCGAGGAGGAAUUCUGCAAGCAGGUGAGAUCCCGAGAUAUCUCCAUAGAGGAGUGGAAAGGCUCGGAGACCUACAGUCCCAACACCGCAUAUGGUGUGGACUUCCUGGUACCCGUGAUGGGCUACAUCUGCCGCAUUUGCCACAAAUUCUACCACAGCAACUCGGGGGCCCAGCUUUCCCACUGCAAGUCCUUGGCCCACUUUGAGAACCUGCAGAAAUACAAGAAGGCCAAGAACCCCAGCCCCACCACCAGGCCCGUGAGCCGCCGGUGUGCCAUCAAUGCCCGCAACGCCCUGACUGCUCUGUUCACCUCCAGCGGCCGCACACCCACCCAGGACACAGCCAAAACCCCCAGCAAGGUGACAGCCCAACCCCCUCAGCCCCCACUACCCCGACGCUCGAGCCGCCUCAAAACCUGAUGGAGGGGGCGCCCCACACCCACCCCGUCUGGGUCCAGAUCUGCUAAGCUUCUUAGGAAUCUGUGUGGAGACUUUGACAUGGUGUUUUACUCAAAAUCAAAUAAAAAAAGGUAGUUUGGGA